Oppiella nova is the source of this 768-nucleotide messenger RNA. The record is from the annotation of a GenBank genome assembly. Lineage: Eukaryota; Metazoa; Arthropoda; Arachnida; Sarcoptiformes; Oppiidae.
AUGGAUAAUGAAGCUAACUUAAGCGAUGAUAAUAGUAAUCAGCCAAGUACAUAUAAUACAUUAAACGUAAUCGGAUCAGGUGGGUACGGUACAGUAUUUAAAAUUGAAAUACCAAGCACAAAACAACUGUACGCGCUCAAAGUUUGCAACAUUGAUGGUCUAACCGAUAAGGAAAAGCAAAGCAUUUUAAACGAGACACAAAACUUAAUAAAAGUUCGCUCGGAGUUCGUAAUACAAUACUAUUACUCGUGGAUCGCCGGCACCGACCUAUGCAUACAAAUGGAGCUAUGCUUCGAGAGUUUAAAAAAGUUCCUAGCACAUAAACGUAAUCUAUUCAAACGUAACCUUGGUGACCCAAUAUCAUCAUUUGAAUUAUACAUGUCGUACCACGCGUUCGGUCAACUAAUUGAAUGCGUUAAAUACAUGCAUGAUAAUAACUUAAUUCACCGCGAUCUAAAACCGGAUAACGUGUUAAUCGCCAUAAAUGAUCGUGGAUAUAGCGAACGAUACGUUAAGCUAUGCGAUUUUGGUGUAUCGAAGCAUGUGCUUGAUAAAUGUGAUCCGCAUAAAAUGUCCGUGGUGGAAAAUACGUCCGACGUUGCCAUUGGCGAAUAUCAAGCACCGGAGGCUAUGGGAAACGAUUAUAAUUAUAAAAUUGAUAUUUUCAGCUUGGCCAUGAUUGGGGCGGAUAUUUUUGAGUUCGAUAAAAAGUGCCUAAAAUUAGGCAGGUACCAAAGUGUCAUGGUCAAUGUUCGAAACAUUAAAUGA